CCGGAAGUAUUUUACAGCCUCGAACUGACAACAACCAGCUGUCGAUUGUCAUUCUGUCACUAGGAGAAAAUUCCCUGAAAAGGAAUAUUUCCCAUGGUACCGGAAUAGGUGAUGGAGAAAUCGAAGAGUAACGACCAGCCCCGCUGUCCGUGUGGAUUUUGGGGGUCUUCCAGUACCCUUGGCCUUUGUUCACAAUGUUACAAAUCACACAUAGAGAAAACCAAUGAUGCGUUACAGACUACACCAGAUCAUCUCAUUUCUCCAGAAACUGCCAGACAGAUGAAACAAAGUGGACACAGUCAUAUGGAGGGUGCAAAACAAACCAGCCAUAGCAUAAGUCUGGAGGGAGGCAAAAGUAACAGCAGUUCUCUCACAGAGAGCCAAUCACAGCCCUGUUCUUCCCAGCAGUUAAUAAGUGAGAGCUUAAAAGACUCUAGUGUUUCUAAGGAAACCAAGGAUUCUGAACAAAGUCCAGAAAACACUCCCUCAGAAACCGGAUCCCCCCCUCCCCAGUCUUCCUCCCAUUCACCGGCUCCGGAUACACCCGAGAAAAGGGGGGUUAAACGUGAUAUAUCAGAAGUGGACAAAGAAACGGAAACUCCAGAGUCAACGCCAGAAAAAGGACAGAAAAAUAAGAAACGCUGUUACCAGUGUAAAUGUAAACUGGAGCUGGCUCAAAGGCAGAUUGGCAGAUGUAAAUGUGAUUAUGUAUUCUGUUCUCUGCAUCGUUUGCCGGAACUUCACAAUUGCGAAUUUGAUCACAAAGAGGACGGGCGAAGAGAAGCGCGGGAAAAGAUGGUGAAACCUACGAGACACUUAGGAACGUCAUUCCAGAGGCUUGACCCCGAUUCCUGAGUCGUUAGCUCCGCCCACUGACGGCAUUAACCAAUGUGUUUUGUUUAUAUUUGAAUAUUAUGUAGGCUGCAGUAUUAACAAGGCAGCCAUUAGUUUCAUUUUUUUUCAAACAAAUAUGCAAAAUGAUUUAAAGAGAGAGAAAAAAACAUUGCUAUAAAGUGGAAGAAGAAUGUGGUAAAUUUUUCUUAGAAGAUGAAGUUGUUGCUUUGUAGUCUUGUAUAGCAAUAAGUAAAAGGACUCCUAUGUGAUGAACUUCUCAGAAGGGUCUACAGAUUUUAUAUAGAGUGCUGCCAUUGUAUUUUUUUCAAUCUUAAUGUUUUACAUGCGUCACAGAAUCCCUUUUUAACCCCACGCUGAUUUCUUGUUUUUACCGUUCUCCAGUUUUACGUGUAUGAUUUUGUCUGGCUGGCUGUCCUCAAAGAAAAUAAGGAAAUUUUCAGAAGUGUCAUUGUUACAGAGUGAAUGAAAGUGAAAGGUUUUAUGAAAGUGAUUCUAAUCUUUUACGUCAUAGUUUGUCAUACUACACCCAUUUUGUGUGUCUGAUAGUUUGAAGUUUGUAUGAUUAUGGUAUGAAUUCAUAAUGACUGAUAUUAACUGCAUCUUGCUUUUCUACAACUUAGGUGUCAUAUUUUGUCAUACACAAUGUAAUUUUAAGUCCAUACAUUUAAUACUGAUAAUGAUGGAAUAUGAGUAACUUUUUAGGGAAAACAUUUAUUUUCAUCAAUAUUUAAAGUAUUUUUUUUUUAUUUUAUGUCAGCAAAAUCAGAUGGGACUAUAUGAAUUUCCAAACUGGACAGAUUAAUAUUGCAGUACUCAUGGUACUUUGAAUAAAUGUUUAUGAUUUAAAUGAAAAAAAAAAACAUUUUGGACAGAAAUCAUGUUGAGUUAAGAUUCUCCGGAAUAAAUAUUGAGUUAUUUUCAAAGAAUCCAAAAGUAUCAAAAGAAAAACAUUAAACAGAAAAGUAUUUCCCAAUUGACUCUUCAAGUAACUCUCCCCCCACCCCCCUCCCCAUCCCCAAACAUAUCAAAUUAUGCUCCUGAAUUUUGAUUUUUUUUCUCUUUUCCCAUACCAGUAGUAUGUUUAUGAAAUUAUAAUAUUUUAACUGUAAUAAUUUGAAAGCAAUAAUUUUAUGUUAAUAAAGAGGAUCCAUAAUGUACAAUGUAUUGACAAUAUCUGUAGAAGAGAUAUGUAACCUUGGUAGAUAAAACCCCCUUCUUGGAAGUCUGGCAGACUUCAAUAAAUUCACACAAUUAAUUAGAACUGUAUGAAAACCCACCAUUGCUUUGGUGCUUUUUAAGCAUUAUCUAUGAGAUGUGUUAUUUUUUUCAUGACUUCCAGAGAGGGGAGAUAACCUAGUUUUGUGGUACAGCAAGAAUUAUAUGUAUAUGUGAGCUAGUGUUAAAAAUGUGUGAUUUCAGAUUGAAUGCAUGUCAUUAAAGAGAAAAUUUAUAUAAAAGUCAAUCUCAUUUA
Molecule: messenger RNA, 2326 nt
Organism: Saccostrea cuccullata (small rock oyster)
Lineage: Eukaryota; Metazoa; Mollusca; Bivalvia; Ostreida; Ostreidae
Product: AN1-type zinc finger protein 3-like
Exons: 6
Coding region: 112-855 (247 amino acids)
Molecular function (GO): zinc ion binding; DNA binding
Source: RefSeq, a predicted model, not a curated record